AUGGCCACGAGAACAGUCCCGAGCGUCGGAGAGCCAGUUCCCACAGCAGGAAGGGUCUUGGGCUUGGUUGUUUCCCUCCUCUCGACAAGCGUGUUGACUCUGUUCCUAAUGGUGUUUGCCAUUUACGCGGAUUCGUACAUCUUUGUCUUUGCGUCGGCCAUGCUGCAGCACUCCAUCGGCUUGAAUGCUAGCUUUAGAACCUGCGACAGCGCCAUCUUGAUCUGCCUCGUUUGUUAUGUUACUACCAAGGUGAGAGAGCGCCUGGACACUCUGGGACUCGAAGCCAAGUCCGCCGACGCUGACGGUUUGCAAAGUUUAUAUACCUCUUUCUGGUUGAAAAGGCGGUAUGCUGCACAGUUGAGUGUGAUUUCGGGGUCAUGGAUGACUGACGCGCCGCAGCACAUCAUUCGCGGCACGCCAAAGAAGAGAAUUGGCUCGAGAUUGUACAUGUUCAACUCUCUAGGUAUGAUUGCGGUGUAUCUGGCAGUCGUAAUUCUCAACUUUGUAUUUCGGAUAGCCAAGCUGCAGGAUGGGGAAUGCAUCAUCGGCAUGAAGAGCUUUGCCAUGAUUCCACUCAUUUCCUUCGACGCUGUUGUCAAUGUAUACCUGACAAUCAUUUUCCUCAUUCCGCUCCGCAACCUCUACUCAUACAAGAACAUGCCUCGCACGCACGCAAAUAUGCGACUUCGAACUAUUGCUUUCAGAACAUUUUGUGGAGCAGUUUGCACGCUGCUAAGCAGCAUAGUAAACCUGUGUGCGUUAAUGUCACUUGAUGGUGAGCCAGGAUGGGUGUGUCUGGUGAGCUGCAAUUGCGACAUUAUUUUUUCCGCUGCUGUCAUCCAAUGGGUUACAUCCAAGGACAACAUGGGUACCUCGACGGCCUCGUCAACAAACGGCGUGAUCAAUGGGAGAGAAGCCCUAGGUCACGAAUCAAUCAGGGUACUCACUCCAUACGCAGCGGAUUUCUCGACAGCGUCAAGUCCUGUUGACCUCUCCUUGGUAGCUUCAGCCCGGUGCUCAACGCAGGCCGACAUGCACGCGGACAAUGCCACAAGCGCCGGCGGCGUAAUCAUCACAACCACCAUCGAACGGGAGACCAAGCUCGGCGGCGGCAGCAAGUCCCAAGGGAGCCCAGUGGGUAUCCCGAUGGGCCGCGGAUACCAGGAAUGCUAUGCCGGUGAGGAGGGCUGUGCAACUUUCCAAGACGACCCCCAAGGAGCAUACGGCUCUAGAGUGAACAUCACCGCGGGCCAGCCUUAG
This is a messenger RNA of Metarhizium robertsii ARSEF 23, 1260 nucleotides long. RefSeq lists its product as uncharacterized. The record is from RefSeq and is a predicted model, not a curated record. Lineage: Eukaryota; Fungi; Ascomycota; Sordariomycetes; Hypocreales; Clavicipitaceae. The coding region runs from base 1 to 1260 and encodes 419 amino acids. The transcript is spliced from 7 exons.